This is a messenger RNA of Vicia villosa (hairy vetch), 4096 nucleotides long. RefSeq names its product translocase of chloroplast 159, chloroplastic. The transcript has a single exon. Gene Ontology annotation, biological process: protein targeting to chloroplast. Gene Ontology annotation, cellular component: chloroplast outer membrane. The record is from RefSeq and is a predicted model, not a curated record. The coding region runs from base 110 to 2998 and encodes 962 amino acids. NCBI's taxonomy places the organism in Eukaryota, Viridiplantae, Streptophyta, Magnoliopsida, Fabales, Fabaceae. Gene Ontology annotation, molecular function: GTP binding.
AAAGGGCCCAAAUUCAAAUUCAAAUCCAAAAAUCCCUUCGAUUUGACGGUUAGCCACUUUCUAAGAGUAGCUACUGGCUAUCUCUAACAAACAAACCAAUCCUCCAUUCAUGGCGUCAAAUUCGAAGGGAUUCGUCUCCGCCUCUCCGAUUUUGACCGCCGGCGGGUUCCCCCAACCGAUGAAUCUGUCAAGUUCCGUUCCUAUCCGAGCUCCUCUCACCCUCGACGAUUCUGAUUCUGAAUUUGAACUUUCAAGUGACGCCACUCUUUCCGAAACCGCCUCGCAUUCUGACCUAGAAGCUGAAUCACAUCACGCUUCUCAAGAAGAAGAUGAAGACGAAGAGUGUUUUGAACUCGACGAAGAACUUUCCCCUCUCGUGCAAGUACCUUUGCGUGUUACUCCUAUCGCUCAUGUGUCUACUUACGACGACGAAGAGGAAGAUGAUGCUGAAGAAGAAGAAGAAGACGAAGAAGAUGAUGGUAGUGAAAUGUUGAGUGCUGAGAGAGUGGCGGAGAAUCCUGUUCGUGCUUUUCCGAAAGAUACUGAGAAUGACAUUCCAUAUGGACAAGGUCUUCGAAUCAGAGUAGCUUCUGAAGGAUACUCUACUGCUAGUUCAAUUGAUUCUGAUGCCAUGUCGCAGUGUUCGCGAGAGAAUUCGGAUGAUGAGCAAUUUGAGAAGGUAAGUGUUGCCUUAAAUGAAUUUGAAAAUGAUGAUAUGAAACUUUAUGGUUUAGAUAGGAAUGAUGAAAUUAGGGUUGAGUUUAUUGAGACUGAUGAUGUAAUGCAAAGGAAGUUGGAAGUGGUUAACAACACGGAGACCUCUGAUAUGGUGGUGGAAGAAACUUCCAAUGCAGGUAGCUUAUUAGAGUCCAAUGCCGAGGGUUAUAUUGACAGUGUGAUGCCGGAGCAGAAUAUAAGCGUCGACUGUUUAGGAGAACGGAAUCCUCGAACAUGUGAAUCUUUAUCGGAUGCCUUUGCUGAGAAUUUUGAAAAUAGUUUAGAACAUUGCGAAGAAAAUAUUGAAUAUAGUAUAGCUGAAAGUGAGAAACUGGUAAGCAUAACUGAAACUGAGAAACUGGAUAGCAUGAUGCUGGAGAAGAAUACAAGUGUUGCCUAUUUAGAAGUACAGAAUCCACAAACUGGUGAAUCUCUGGGAGAUGCCUUGGCUGAGAAUUUUGAAAAUAGUUUAGAACAUUGCCGAGAAAAUGUUGAAUAUAGUACUACAGCAACUGAAAACAUCUCAGCUAAUGGAAGUCCUGGUGUUGUUGCUGCUUCUUAUCAAGAGAGUGAAAGUGAGAAACUGGGAAGUAUAGCUGAAUCUGUAGUUGACUCAAAAGCUAUACCGGAUGAUUCUUCUGUUGGUUUUGAAACCAAUGGUGAUGUUUUUGAUGGUAAUAAAAUUCAAGAUGUUGACUAUUAUGAAAUUUCUGAUCGUGCACUCCUUCAAGAGUGUACAUAUUUGGAAAAGGGUCUGUCUGAAACUGUUUUGGGUGUUCUGGACGAAGAUGUGAUGUUUUAUGAUUACCAUUCACAUGAAAAUGAGGAAACAUUUUACGUGAGUGACACUGUAAAUAAUGAGGCUACUGUGGAGCUAAACAUUGACAGUCAAGAAUCAAAAAGAGGUGGUUCUGCUUUGGAUGAUGAUGAUGAUGUGGAAGAGUUGAUGUCAGCUCGCUUUGAGCAGUUAAGGGAGCAAAUUUCAGCUCUGUCGAUUCUUUUGGGUUCAAUAGGAUCCAGAAAGAACUCUCGUGAAGAAGAGACAGUCAUGAGUCCACAUGCAAGAAUGAACUUACCAAAGGAUGAUGCGAGAAGUCAAUUAAUUUAUUUUGAUAAUGGUUGCGAGUUAGAUUGCAACUCAGUUACAGACACUUAUAGCGAUCAAUCUAGUGUCCAUUUCCUCCAAAAUCGAGCUAGUUUCAGUUCCUUACUAAGUGGUGAUGCUCAAGCUGGGUUCCAAUUCCAACACGACAUAAGUGAAAACGAAAAGGGAAAGAUACACGAGAUACAUACCAUAAGUGUGAAAUUCUUGAGGCUUGUCCAGCGAAUAAACUUCUCUCUUGAAGAUUCCUUGGUUUCAAAAGUUUUAUGCAGGUUGGUUGCAGAUAUCGGAAGGCGCUCACAUCAAGAAUUUGUGAUUAGGUCAGCAAAAGUAUUAGCAAAAAAGCUUGAAGAAGAUUUUCAGGAUGAUUUAGACUUUUCAUUGAACAUUCUAGUUCUUGGCAAAAGUGGUGUAGGAAAGAGUGCAACCAUCAAUUCUAUUUUUGGCGAUAAAGUGGUCAUGACAGAUGCAUUUGAACCUGCCACAACUUCUGUAAGAGAGGUUUCUGGAACUGUAGAUAGAGUCAAGAUCAGAAUCCUUGACACACCUGGUCUCAGGGCCCCUAUGAACGAGCAAGCUUUCAACAGAAAGAUACUUUCAUCGGUAAAGAGGUAUAUGAAAAAGUUUCCUCUAGAUGUCAUUCUCUAUGUUGAUAGAGUAGAUAUCCAGACUGCAGAUCUAGAUGAUAUACCGAUAUUACGGUCAAUCACAAAUUCUCUAGGUCCAUCAAUAUGGCAACAUGCAAUUCUUACUCUCACUCAUGCUGCUUCUACUCCUUUGGAUGGUCCAUCGGGAUCCCCUCUGAGCUAUGAAGUAUUUGUUUCUCAAAAAUCCCAUCCUGUUCAACAAUCAAUCAUCAAAGUAGUUGGUGAUCAAUGUCAGCUGAGCCCAAGCUUCAUGUGCCCAGUGUCUCUUGUCGAGAACCAUCCAUUAUGUGGAAAAUAUGUAUCGGAGGACAGUUUGCUUCCCAAUGGACUUAGAUGGAGAAGCCAGCUAUUAGCUCUGUGUUUUUCUCAAAAGACCCUAUCUCAAGUGUCUUCUGUUUCAAUACCUUGUACUCUUCUUGAUCAAUGGAAGCACUUUUUGUUCCAGGACUAUUCUCAGCCUCUGUGCCAUCUGAGUUCUUGUUUGUUGCAGUCUCCUACUCAUCAUCUAAAAUUUUCUGCCAAUUGGAAUUGACUUCGAUAAUCUUUCAGUGAUGAGAAGACGUGAAAAGAUUCUGGCACAUCAAGAACAAUAGUCCUGCAGAGAAGUCCAGAGGAUAAGUUUCGAUGUUCCUGUUUAUUUCAAGUCUAAGCUUUUGGUGAUGUCAAUUCAAGAUAGUAAAUGACUGGGGCAAUGAUCUUCAUUGCCGGAUUGUCAAUACUGCAAAAAAGUUGGUACAUUGUAGGUAGCUUUGUUGCUGAUUUAAAAACAAAAUAGCAUUAAAUUUUCCCCGGUUUUGUUUGCGUGGACGGGCUUAUUCCUUUCACAAGUUGGUUUAUAAAAUUGCCUGAAGUGCUACUCAACUAACAACGUUAGACUUAUCUCUUUUAAACUUCUAACAUACCGUUUUCCAAUAACCUCGUGCAUAUUUAAAAGAAAAAUACAUGAUGAAUUAGACAAAAUUGAAGUCUUUAAAAGCAUGGAACAUAUUCAGACUAUUAAUGCAACAUGCGUUGAAUUGACAUAGUAAACUUAUAUGAACCGGAAAUGCUUUAUAUAUUGUAUAGUAGGGAGGGAUCAAACAAUCAUAAAACUACACGCCUCACAAUUCUCUUUCACUCAUAAUUGAUGUUACUUUUGUGCUAUAUGCAACCUUCUGAAUCCUGAUAAUAAUUAGAAGCUAAAUUAUGGGCACCAAGAACUAGGCUCGUGUAUGGUCAACUGAACCAUAAAAAUCAACUUGUUUCCACUUGAAGUUAUAUAUAUCAUACCAUCAAUAUGGAAAACUAGUUCACAAAGUUCAAAACUGGUUUUUACCAGUCUACUGCGUAUUUUUAUCUCUUUUUAAGAAAUUAUCACGGAUUAAAAAUGACUAAAACUAUUUGGCACUGGCUGAGCUUCUCUCAAAUUUAACCUUCCAUUUUCGAUAGAAAUCAGAUAUCCUCAACUACAAAAACUAAUCCCCUCGAGUAGGAAAAGACUCAGUUUCUUUGGCUGUAUUUUUCUGUCAUUUUCUUGUCUCUUUUCACACAAAACAACUGUUUUUUUGGCACAAUCUAUUGCAAUCUCCCCUGCGUUGAUAUGUUCACUGAAUUUGAUUCCUUAAACAAUGUCGGCAAUGAACAUUUUCCU